Messenger RNA from Amaranthus tricolor (Joseph's coat), 1040 nucleotides. Its product is annotated as ribulose bisphosphate carboxylase small subunit, chloroplastic 1. The record is from RefSeq and is a predicted model, not a curated record. Bases 369 to 908 code for a protein of 179 amino acids. Lineage: Eukaryota; Viridiplantae; Streptophyta; Magnoliopsida; Caryophyllales; Amaranthaceae. The transcript has 3 exons.
AUUCCUUGCUUACAAUAGAUCAUGACCUUAGUAAAAUUAAAGAUUAGGUAAAUACUAACCAUCAACAAUCCAUCAUGCAUACUUUAAAGUAGGAUAAGAAUACAAACACUAACAUAUGGUUGUAAACACUAGCAAAAAUUGUGAUUGGCCCCACACAUCUAAUUGAAUGGCCUAAAAACACCUCAUUAUCCACACCUUACCAAAAUCAUGACCAUUGAUUUUAGUGAAAAAUAUGAAAUAAAAAUAUGAUCCAUUACUAUAAGUUAAACCUUCAAAGAGUUUCAUAACCCUCUCGCUUCAAGUGGUUUUUUCAUACAUAUAACUCUAACUUUGGGAAGCCAAGUACACUUAUAAUACAAACAUUAACAAUGGCUUCCUCUAUGCUUUCCAACGCCGCCAUUGCGGCCACCGCCGGUGCUCAAGCUCGCAUGGUGGCUCCCUUUAAUGGAUUGAAAUCUUUUGUUGCUUUUCCUGUCACUAAGAAGUCUAGCAAAGACUUUUCUUCCCUUCCUACCAAUGGUGGAAGAGUCCAAUGCAUGCAGGUAUGGCCACCAGUUGGUAAGAAGAAGUUUGAGACCUUGUCUUACCUUCCACCUCUAAGUGACACACAAUUGUUGGCUCAAGUUCAAUACCUUCUCAACAAGGGAUGGAUUCCUUGCAUUGAAUUCGAGUUGGAACACCCAUUUGUUUACCGUGAGAACCACAGGUCACCAGGAUAUCAAGAUGGACGUUACUGGACUAUGUGGAAGUUGCCCAUGUACGGGUGCACUGACCCUGUCCAGGUGGUGAAUGAGGUCGAGGAAGCCAAGAAGGCUUACCCUACCGCCUUCAUCAGAAUCAUUGGAUUUGACAAUAUUCGUCAAGUGCAAUGCGUUAGUUUCAUUGCCUUCAAGCCUGCAAGCUUCUAAGUUGUUUUUAAUAUUUUUUCCUGCAAUCUUAUUCUAUUUUUGAAUUCUAUAUGUACUUAUUCAAGAGAUUUCUUGUUUUAAUAUCCUUAAGGAAAACAUAAUAUUGAAGACAUGUUUUAUUUGGUGUGUAAA